This is a messenger RNA of Serendipita indica DSM 11827, 957 nucleotides long. NCBI's taxonomy places the organism in Eukaryota, Fungi, Basidiomycota, Agaricomycetes, Sebacinales, Serendipitaceae. The record is from the annotation of a GenBank genome assembly.
AUGUCCAUGGCCACCGUCUGCAAACAAGCCGUCAAGCCCCAGGCGAUGCGUCGGGCAUUUUCAACAACUUCUGCAAAUUCUUUCACGCUCCCUCCUCGCUAUGGAGCGGGCCCUCUCUAUCGAACAAAGUUGUCCCCCAAAGACGCAAUCACACACAACGAGCAGCCAGUGCUCCGUAUGCUCAUGCUGCUCAUCUAUUUCCUCUCUCAGUUUGGCAAACCUGGCUCGGGCAAGGGCACCCUUUCCAACAAGCUCAUCAACAAAUACGACGUCUCUCAACUCUCUGCGGGGGAUUUGCUACGUUCCAACAUCGCCGAAGGCACGGAAGUCGGUAGAGUAGCCGAAGGAAUCAUUGCGACAGGAGGCCUCGUUCCGGACGAUAUCAUGACAAAGGUCAUCACGUCCAAACUCGACGCGUUGAAGAACAAGCACUGGAUUCUCGACGGCUUUCCCCGCACGGUCGGCCAAGGACAACUCUUGGAAGCACACUUGCGAACUUCUGGCACUCCCCUUACCCUAAUCAUCAACCUGGAUGUUCCCGAAGAGGUCAUCCUUGGUCGUAUUAGUGAUCGCUGGGUUCACCUUCAGUCUGGUCGAGUGUACAACUCGAGCUAUAACAAGCCCAAGGUAGCCGGUUUCGACGAUAUUACGGGCGAGCCCCUCGUCAAACGACCUGACGACAACCCAGAGAUUUUUGCUCGCAGAUUAAAGGCCUUCAAUGCCUCGACGCUUCCUCUCCUUCAAUUCUUCUCCUCCACCGAGGGUCGAGCCUCGACAAAGCUCGUCACGCUUACUGGUGCAACGUCGGACGAAAUCUGGCCCAAACUCGAGCAGAUCAUCACCUCUGAGUUCCGCCUGCGCCCAAGGGGGGCGCAGAAGACGAGUGUCCAAGAGGCCUUUUUCGGCUCGAAAGCCUAUGGCCAAGGACCUCUUUAUACAAAUGCAGCAAAACUCUGA